Molecule: messenger RNA, 1784 nt
Organism: Andrographis paniculata
Lineage: Eukaryota; Viridiplantae; Streptophyta; Magnoliopsida; Lamiales; Acanthaceae
Exons: 8
Coding region: 122-1591 (489 amino acids)
Source: RefSeq, a predicted model, not a curated record
AAACACAUAAAUAUUACAACGAACUACCCACGUGCAAGUCACGUACUCUCUCGCCGCUUGUUCGAUAACCCCUGUGCGCUUCUCGGCGUCUCUUCCAAUCGGAGGAGUAUCUCCACCGGCGAUGGCGGAGUCGGAAGGCGGAGGUGAGGGUUCUUGCUCGAAGGAUGAGGUGGCGAGGUGCGGGUGUGGCCAGAACGACUGCGAUGAAUGCAGCAGGAGCCGAUCGUCGAAAUCUGGAUUACCGUCGUCAUCUUCGUCUUGCUCUCUACUGAGUUUCGACUCGUAUCCGGUUCAGGAUUAUGACAAGACGUGGAGAGUGUAUACGGCUUCGGUCAAAGGCUUCGCCAUAGGCGCUGGGCUCAAAGGUGGAUUGGCCAUUUUCGCGCUUCUCACGCGCCUCCGCCGUCGGCGAUUGCUCCCGUCAUCCAAGAAAGCAGAAAUGACUUCACUUAAGGCAGAUCUGAUUUUGGCUCUGAAAGAGACACUAAGAUAUGGACUAUUUCUAGGAACAUUUGCUGGGACCUUUGUGUCUGUUGAUGAAAUUAUUGCUGCUUUGGGCGGUCAUCGCAGGACUGCAACGUGGAGAGCAUUGUUAGCUGGUGCAAUAGCAGGGCCAUCAAUGCUGCUUACUGGGUUGGACACACAGCACACAAGCUUGGCUAUUUAUAUUCUUAUGCGUGCCACUGUAUUGGCUUCACGAUGUGGGAUAAAAAGCAAGAGAUUUGGGCACAUAUGUAAGCCUCUAACGUGGGCUCAUGGAGAUAUUUUUCUUAUGUGUCUGUCCUCUUCCCAGAUUCUGUCUGCUUACAUAUUGAAACAAGAUAGUCUGCCCUCAUCAUAUAAGUCGUUUCUUAUUAAACAUGGAGGAAAAGAUCCUGUCAUCCUGAAUGGUGUGAAAGAGAUUGCAUGCGGUCUUCCUUUCACAAAUUUGGAAGGAAUAGAAAAUUUUUACAAGUCCAAUGGUGUCAACAUUAUCCUAGAUCCACAAAUGAAAAUACCUUGCACGAUGAUCCAUGGAAACCAAACAUGCAGCACACAUUUCUUUUCUUUUCUACUUCAAGCCUAUAAAAGAGCCCUGCCAGUUUAUCUUCCAGUUUAUUUAAUUCCUGCUUUGAUUGUUCAUCGUCAAGGUCUCCUCAAAAGGCCUUACACAAUUUUAUGGAAAGGACUUCUAGGCACUGCAAGGUCAAGCUUGUUCCUUUCACUGUACUGUUCAUCUGCCUGGAUGUGGACCUGCAUCCUGUUCAGAAUUUUCAAGAAAUGCAACAUCCCCAUGGUGGCAAUGGGAACGUUUCCAACAGGUUUAGCACUGGGAAUCGAGAAGAAGAGCAGGAGAAUAGAGAUAUCUCUAUACUGCCUGGCACGUGCAAUCGAAAGCUUCUUCAUCUGCAUGACAGAUACCGGAUACUUGCCUCGGCCUAAAACUUUUAAAAGGGUCGAUGUUUGCAUCUUCAGCAUAUCCACUGCCAUCAUCAUGCACUGUUAUGCUAUGGAGAGGGAUGUCUUCAGAUCCAAGUACCUCAACGUUCUCGACUGGGUGUUUGGCGUUCCUCUUCCACCUCACGAAAAAACUCCGCGCAAGCAAAAAUGACCAAAAACGGCCCCCCUAUAACUCUUCCUGUUACAUUUCAGGUUUAUUUAUUUGGCCCCUAUUUGUCAUCGAUCUGACCUCCCUCCCUAUGCAUUUUUAAACAAGUUGCAGGACGUCAUUUCGGUUCCUAUUCUCUGCAACAAUUGGACUAAUGUAUUCCCUCUACAUUCAAAAAGGUUAGACUUUCUAUGCA